GCAGACCCUGAGCAAAUGGAUUGGAGGACGGACUGUGAGGGAUGCAACGAGAGUAACGAGACCUGGUGGAUGAACGGAAGCAACAACAGCAUCGGUGCAUUCCACGAGGCAUGGCACCCUGGAGUGAACCACAGUGAACCAAUGAACUUCACCAACGACACGAUGCAGAUGCCGUGGUCGUUUUCGCUGGAUGCCAACGUCACCGGUGCCAUCCGCAUCCCGGUGCGCGAGUGCCAUGUGCGCGACAUGACUGUCACUUGCACCUUGCCUCCCUUGGCACAGGGCAUGGCCUAUCGAAUCUACUGGUUGGAUCGGGCCCUGCAG
Messenger RNA from Cladocopium goreaui, 324 nucleotides. The record is from the annotation of a GenBank genome assembly. NCBI's taxonomy places the organism in Eukaryota, Dinophyceae, Suessiales, Symbiodiniaceae.